Anneissia japonica is the source of this 908-nucleotide messenger RNA. RefSeq names its product protogenin A-like. The coding region runs from base 153 to 908 and encodes 251 amino acids. Lineage: Eukaryota; Metazoa; Echinodermata; Crinoidea; Comatulida; Comatulidae. The transcript has 5 exons. The record is from RefSeq and is a predicted model, not a curated record.
CAGGUAUCUGUGCCUAACUCUCAACCGUAACAGUGUUUCCGGCUACAGCAAAAUUGAAUGAAGAUGCGCUGAUAACGUAUGCAUUCACAACUACCCUACCAGGAGAAAUUGUGGCAGGCGAGACUUGGUUGAAAUGUGAUGCAGAUGGCGUAAUGCAGGGGGAUCCUAUUAUAACGAAUUUAUUUAACAAAGAACCUAAAGGUAGAUACAGCAUAAGUCCUGAUGGAUACCUCAUUAUAUCUAAUGUUGAAGUUAACGAUACAGGAUACUAUCUAUGCAGAGUAUCCACAUUAUCCGGUAACAAUGCAAAUGGGUUCUCUAAAUUAACAGUUCAAUAUCUUGACACACCUAUUUUGGAACCAAAGCAGGAAAUUUUUAACGAAAAUUCAAUUGCGAAAUUUACAUGCACCUUACCUGAUGGUGUUCCAACACCUAUCACCACCACAUGGGUCAAAGAUGGUGGCGUGCUUAAUGUUUGUGAUACUAAGAAAUAUCCACAGUCAGACACAUCAUUAGAGAUUAGUGGAGUCAACGAAAUGGACGAAGGAGACUACCAAUGUCGAGCAGAGAAUGCAGCUUACAGUGGGGAUGAAGGAAAGCUGAGUAAUAAGGGAACACUGUUAAUGUUUAGACCUACUUCAACAUCAAGGGCACCCGUAUCAAGUCUCUCGGGUACAGAUGUCUUGUUAGCCACACAUUGGACUUCUGUAGCAGGUAUUUCCAAAACUGAACAACAGAAAUCGUCAAACUUCAAUACUAGUCUUGUUGCUGGAACGACGUUUUUAGGUUUCUUUAUGGGAAUCCUUUUAUCUUCAUUUGUAUGUGUCAUUCUCUGGAAAUUGAGAAAUUCAAAAGCACAGGUACGAUACCAGCAUCGUGUACAUACUGAUACCGAUGUGUUUUACUAA